AUGCCUACGUUUCACAAAAUCGUCACGAGCUUGGGGCAGCUGCCGGUCGAGCUGGCGCAUGAAAUCAUCAGUGAUCUGAUCGUCUACGAUGUCCUCAAGCUGCUCUGGCACGACGACCCCCGCGUCGUUGCGGCCGUGAGGUCGCAUCCCCAAUACCGGGUCAUGUUGGGAGAAGACGAUAAUACAUUCUUACAGACGAAAAAUCUCGUCACAUCCUGGCUCAGUUUGUACGCGCAGUCAGGCUUCUUCGCUCGAUCCAGUGGAGAGCUCUUUUGGUCUCGUGGAACCCGCUUCCGACCCAAUGGAGGUCCUCUAGCGGUCAACGCCCGGUCGAUGUCAUUUGAUGCCAUAGUUCAUUGGAGAGCCGAUGACAUGUUCAGAGAUUUGAAAAGCCCAAUGAAGGCGUUUCUGUUCCGGCAGCUCAUGACGACUCCACUGGAUCGCUAUGUCGACCGUUCGGUUUACCCAGAUGGCGUGCCUAAACCCCACGAGUGUCAAUCGGUGGAAGAGCUGGAGCGAUGUAUCGCGAUCAUUCAACAUGCGAAGAACAGAAUGUUCCAGCAAUCCUCCGACCAGCUUCAUUUUGCCGCGUCUUUGUUAGAGGAGAACCCGGAUAUCCUGAAGCGCACGUUGGACCCGGAGCAGAAACGAAGGGCGAACAUUGCACACGUUGUGUCUCGAAUGCGAGUGACAGCCGAUAAGAUCAAGAAUAGUGAUUACCAGGCUUUCACACCGAAUGAGCACUUUCGCUACGACUUCUUCCCCGUGAUUCCAUUUGAUGCGGCAUUGGCAGAACUGCUUCGCAAUCUGGAGAAACAUGGGCUCACCCCGAGCACGGAGAGCCGAAUGGCUGGCAACGACGAGCAAAGUCAAGAGACCUCGCACCCACCGUCCAUCAAGCACCAGGUCGACAUAGUGAUCGAAGGACUGCCCCAUUAUCUCACGGACUAUGCUACUUUUCCUACCAACAAGACGAGAACAGUCAGGCCACCAGUGACCAACGACAAGGGUGACGUAUUCCGAACGAAAAACACACCUUGGUCUGAGGGAGGCGACGAUCCAACCGAUACUCCGUAUUUCGCCGUUCAUAGAGUCGCGCCAUCUUUUGCAUUCAUGCGACAAACGGACACUCGUGCCCUCGAGCCUUGUGACGAAAAGGAAGAAAAGUGGCUGACAUCGUUUGUUGAUCUCUACCGAUACUCGGAGAAAUUGGAGAAGACCACGCCUACGGCGGCGGCUUGA
Messenger RNA from Penicillium argentinense, 1242 nucleotides. RefSeq lists its product as uncharacterized. The transcript has a single exon. The record is from RefSeq and is a predicted model, not a curated record. Lineage: Eukaryota; Fungi; Ascomycota; Eurotiomycetes; Eurotiales; Aspergillaceae. The coding region runs from base 1 to 1242 and encodes 413 amino acids.